GGAGGAGCCGGGCAGCGGCAUGUGGGGUGACUGGGUGGAAGCCGCAGUCAGUAACCCCAGUGUGUUUUGGGUGGGAGCCCCCUGCUCCCAGAGCCGCUUCCCAUGGGGCCCGGGGCGUGCGUGUGUCAAUUGCUGUGGCCUCUUCCCGCCCUCCGCCUCGGGGCAGGGACGAGCCGCACGCGGGCCCUUGGCACGUGAGCGCGACGCCGUGACAGAGGGGCAGGAUCCCUCCCUCCCCCCGACUCACAGCCACAGCGCGGGGCGCAGCAACAGGCCAGCGAAGGCUGUUACACAGGAUCGCCUCCCGCCUGUGAGCAACGUGUCGCACCUAAGCACAGACGGCCGCGGGCUGGGGUCCGUGGGGGAGAAAGGGCUGAGAUAUGCCGCCGAAUUGGGGAGGGGGGAAAAGAGAGAUGAGUCACAAAGCAGCGGUGCAAAAAAAGCCUCUCCCUGGGGGCUGGGGAGGACGACUACGCUGGGGACAACCCCACAUUGCAGUGAAGCGCCCCCGGACUAUGGGCAGCAAGGGAGUCCCCCCCCUAUAAAGAAGGGCGCUUGGGUAAAGGGAGGGCACCUCCCUUGGCCUUCCCUGGAAAGAAGAGGCACCUCCCUACUGCUCCCCCGGGGAGGGAGCCACCCAAGUGUUUCCCUCCACCCAUGCACAGAGAGGGGACCCACCCUGAUUCCCCUUCGGAUGGACGGGGACGCCUCAGAGCCGCCCCGCUCCCCCACCCCUUGCCCGCGAGGAGGGAAUCGCCCCGCGGCGAGGGAGCCCGCCGUGGCCUGAGCCGACUCGUGUGCCCGGCGCUGCCCCCGGCCUGUCCCUUUAAGGCCCCUCCCCUCGGCCGCGGCGCUGGAGUCCGGGUGCUGUCGGCGGGGAGGGGGCUGAUGAGCGGCGGCCGCCGGAGCCAACGGGCUGCGGGGAGGGAGGCGGGCGCUGCGGGGGUGUCGGGUUAGAGCGAGGCGUGACCCACUUGACAGGCGCUGUGAGCCGCAGGGCAGGAGCGAGCCGGGCAGGGGGACGCGGGGGACGGCCGCCGGGUCAGCGAUUUUCCCCCCCAUCUCCGGUGAGCCUGGGGAACGUGCAGCUCAAAGCCGCCGCCAGCCACAGCACCAUGUACCCCGGCAACAAGCGGAAAAAGCUCUGGAAGGAGGAGAAAGAGCGUCUGUUGAAGAUGACCUUGGAGGACAGACGCAAAGAAUACUUGAGGGAGCACGUUCCAUUGAAAGACAUUCCAACAUGGAUGGAAGAAAUGAAAAGCAAGAACCAAAGUGACGAUGAAAACACUAAGGAAGCUUUGCCGGUGAAGAAAAGUCUGAGUGAGAAGGUUUCUCUCUACAGAGGUGACAUUACAUUGCUUGAGAUUGAUGCUAUAGUUAAUGCAGCUAAUUCCAGUCUUCUUGGAGGUGGAGGGGUGGAUGGCUGUAUACACAGAGCUGCUGGGCCCUGCCUAGUUGCUGAAUGUCGCAACUUGUGUGGCUGUGAGACUGGACAAGCUAAAAUUACUUGUGGAUAUGACCUGCCUGCCAAAUAUGUCAUUCAUACUGUGGGACCAAUAGCAAGAGGCCAUAUCAGUGAUACUCAUAAAGAAGACCUGGCAAGUUGUUAUAAAUCAUCCCUGAAACUGGCAAAAGAAAACAAUAUCAGAUCAAUUGCAUUCCCCUGUAUUUCAACUGGAAUUUAUGGUUUUCCAAAUGAGCCUGCUGCCGUUAUUGCCCUUACCACUAUUAAGGAAUGGUUGAACAAGAAUCACAAUGAGAUGGACCGUGUCAUCUUCUGUGUGUUUUUGGAGGUCGACUACAAAAUUUUCAAGAAGAAAAUGAGUGAAUAUUUCCCCACAGAUGAUGAUAAUGAAGAGGAGACUGAGAUAAAUGAGGAUACAGAGGGAUUGGAACAAAAAGCCCAGUCACCAUCUCCCAUAAAGUGCAAAGCAAAGAAAUCUGAGAACCUGAAGGAUGAUAAUGAGGAUGAUAAUAGCAGAGAAGAGAAGCAAAGUAAUGAAGAAACUGAGGGCCAGAGCCAAGAAGCAGAUGAGGCAAAACAUACAGCUGUAUCCAGCCCACCAUCAGAAGAAGGAAUAGAGCUGUGCGAGGAUAAAGAUUCCUCAAAGGAUUCCAAAGCCACACAAGAGAAUGCCCCAGCACAUCAUGCAAUGUGUGAAGAAGAUCAAGAUGAAGGACCACAGGAUGUUUCCACAAUUGAUGAAAUGACAACUCAGCCAGAUUCCCAGAGCUCCUGCAUGGAGACAGAAGAGCCCCUGGCAAAUAAAGAGGAUGCAAUCAAGGUUGAGAAACCAGUGACUCCUAUAGUAGAUGAAAAUAAAGAAGAAAGCAAAGAAGAGGAGACAGGAGCAGCACACGGGAAAGGGAAGCUAUCUGCAGAGGCAAUGACAAUUGAAAAUCCGUGUGACACAGAAAACAUUUCAAGUAAUGAUGCUGAAAUGAAUAGUCAGGUUGAAAGUAUAAAUGAACAUUCAGAAAUGCAGCCAGAAGAUUAACAAAUAGAGGAACAGUAUGAGAGAAGAGAACAAUGGGGUGAAACGUGAACGGCAGUCAUUAGCAUUGUAUGGCAUCAUUCUAACUAUCGGCAGAAAGCGCAUCGGAAGGUGCCCCAUGGGAUGGGAGGGGCAGGGAAAUAAGGGAAAAUGAAUCUUUGUUUUAAUUCCUCUUAAUUCUCAAUUGCAUUUUGUUCUGUAAACCUGGUUUUUCUGAAGAAGCUUCCCUACUUUGGUCAUGAUGUCCCACUUCAAACAAUCCUUUGCAUUGUCCUGGCAAUUACAACAACUUCUAGGUCCUGUAUAAUAUUGGAGAUGCUUAUUUACCCCCCCCCCCCCAUCACGAGCCUCUGAAUCUCAUUUCCCAAUGAGGGCACAUCAUCCAAGCAACUGGUGGGAAUGGGAUUGUUUUGCAUUCUCUGGGAUAAAUUUGGGGAUUUGGUUUGAGGACAUGGACUGCCACAAAGCAUCGUAAACCACAGAACACUGUGUAUCUUAGGACUUUUAAGAACAGCUGUUCCAAACGAUCACUAUAUUGAUAGUGAAGUUAUUGCACAGUCCCCACCUCCAGCAACAUCAGUUAGGAAUUCCUGACUGCACGUGCCAGUGCAAAAUAGUUAGAGCUUUCAGAAGAAAGACCCCUGCCACUAUGGAGAUAGUCAAAGAGCGAGGAGGAGUGUUUCCUAGUGCACAGUAGACUCCAACCUAUGCUUCACACUAUAAGCUCGGAAAUCUGGAUGCUUCAGGGUGUCGUAUUGCUGUAUUGCUCACUGGGAGAAUGGAGACAUCUAUUGCCCAUUGCUGAUCUCUUUAAAUCUUGAGUAUGAUUAGCAUAUCCUUUGCGUUGUAUGUGGUCAUAGCACAUCAUGUGAUGCAAAGUAAUGCCAUGUGACCUAAUGCAGUUAGUGCAUCAGUUCUCUUCUCUGCUAGUGAAUUUGCACUUCUAAAAGUAAAUAAUUAUUUUAAGUGGGUACUUAAAGUAUCUGUGGGCAACUAAUAUUUUGCACAGCCUGUGAGUAAUGGAGGCUAACAGACAUUCUGCAUCCAGCACGUCUUUAAAUAUAGUUUAUGGCUUUAACAAAUUCACUGUACCUUGUGUCAGCCCUCAUUAUAUUUUCUACUGCGUAUGCAUGAUUUUUAAAAAUGCAAUUAACAGUUAUUUGGUUAAGAAUGUUUUACCAUAUGUCAUUUGUUCUGCCAGCAAGUGCUGCAUUCAGAAAAGAGGGCUUAUGUACAUUUUUUCAACAGUACUGUAAAUGAAAUUGAUACACAAGACUGAAGGAACGCACAGCAUGUGUCCAGGGUUUGAUGUUCUGCAAUAUAUAACGAUGUUAAAAACAAUUAGAGCUUUUUUCUUUUCUUUUUUCCCAAGAAUCUGGUUUUGCUUGAAUAUGUACACUCUUUCCCCCAGUCCUGAAAUGAUUACUGAUUGGCUUGCAAAAAAAAAAAAAUAAUAAAGUGAAAGGAGACUAAAUGUAUUGGCACUAUUCUGAUCAAUGCAUUUGUGCCAAAUUCACACGGAUAUAACUGUGAACCCUAUAUGUAUAUAAACAGUUUGACGGCUGCUGGCAUUUUCAGGUUGAUUAGAAAUAAUGACGGGACAAACCAGGAUCUAAAACAAGACUACUAGAUUUGUCUGUGGGAGUGUGGCCACUAGCAGUGCCUGACACCUUCCAAUAAGCUGCUUUUAUGUACCUCUAUCAUUGGAGCCGCUUGAAGAGCCCAGGGGGGAGGAGGGCAUUGUCUGCAGUCACUUCCUGUGGCAUUGUUAGGGAACACGGGGCUGGGGCUUCCAAGGUUUUUGGAUUUCAGUUUGGAGGCUAGUAGAUAUUUCACUUUGAGCAUGAUCAGUUUUUAAAGAAACUAGGUUUCAGAUGUAAUUAAUCCUGUUAGUUCCUGUUAAAACAGUGCCAGGAUUGUACUACACUUGCUCUGUUGGGUCAGAAUGCAUUUUGGACAUCCCUUCCUCUAUCCUUAGAUGCUUCUAUGCCUCUUCCUUUUCCCUUCCUGUUAGCUUGACCAAAGAUAUCUUCGAGGCCCCGCAUAGACCCCAGCCCUAAAUGUUAUUUUCCUUCUGUCCCUGCAUUUGUGUUUGGCUGAUUCCAAUUGCAGCAGUCAAAGGACCGGCAGAUUAUGUAUGAUGCACAUGCACUAUGUUUCAUUAUCAAAUGAUUUCUCUUUAAAUAGCCUGUCAUAAUAGAACCGAUACCGUCUCUGGGGGGAAAGAUAAAUGUAUUAGGUCACAGUAAUGUUAAUCCUCCAUUUGUGUGUUCUCUUUUAAAAGGCAAAGAUUGAAGGGCUCCCUUUGUUUGUCGAGCUAGGGAAACUCCUCCAUAAAGCAUUUGGAAAGUCAAUUGGUGUGAGCUUUCCAAAGCCUGGUGGGAAACUGUCUGGGCCAAAUCUGCAGCUAAUUUAAACGGUCACAGCUCCACUGAGUGUGGCUGAGGUAGGACAAUAUCCGCAAGUCAUGGAUCUGGUCCUGCGUAUUUAAUUCUGAAGCUGUACGUGUCUGACUGUCACAGUCUUCCAUGUACAACACUAGAGAACGGCAGGCUGCUGCUAGCUAGUAUCCUGUGCCCCUCAAACAUUAGUGAGACUCAGGCUCAGCAAGGAGCAGAGAAGGAAGAUCAGUGCGAGAGACUGAUUAAAGGGGUGUGUUCAAAAAUAUACAGAGAGACAAGCCAAUCUUUAAACUCCUUGGCAAUACUGACUGAUACUACAAAUAAUUAACUCCAAACAGAUUUCAGGUUAGAGGCUCUCCUUAUAACCCGUGACGGUAAUUUCAUUGCUACCCUCGCUUAACCUUGGUUCUCUUUAACAGCAGUGAUUCUUUGAAGCUGUGGAACUUUUGCCUGAGGACUCUGCAGCAAGUGUGAAGCACAGGCAGGAAGUGUAGAGUAAGAAAAUGUACGAGUUGGUUAAAUCUUAACAGUCCCAUUUUCAGUCAUGAGUGUGUAGCUUGGUUUCCUUGCGUUUUUUGUUCAUGUGGCUUUGGGGUUGCAUUUGUUUAGGAUUUUUUAAUAAAAAAAAAAUUAAUACAAUGAUGUGUUAGGCGAUAUGAUUCUGAGCUCUUUGGUUAUUGCUGGACCGGUGCAGCCACUAUUGAUUUUGCUGGAGCUACGGAAGUAGAGAGUAGGAUCUGUAGAAUAAAUAUCAGAAAUGGAUUAAUGCCACUAUAACAGGGGUUUUGGUUAACAACUAACAUUUUAUCACAGUAUGUUCUGUGUAGAAAAUAGAACCCCCUAAACAAGUGGUUUUUGCAUCCAAAUAUUAGCAUAUGCUUUCAAUGUUCCAGUUGAAAAAAGUGCUUAUUCUACAAUUAGGAGCAGCAAUCUAUUUUUCCUCCAGCUAGUGAUUGCUCUGAUGAUGGACAAGUUUCCUUUCAUACAGGCUCACAAAGGAGAUGUCUGAGACACUGUCUGUAAUAUUGGGUCACAUAUUAUUCACUACAGCUAACUGUAAAUCUUUCUAUGACGCACUGAAAAGCCUCUUUGUGAAUUAACACUGUUCUGCUUUAUGCAUUUGAUUAAAAAAGAUAUUUCUCUAUAUGCCGUGCAUGUCUGCUUUGCUUUUAAAAUUACAAAGUUAGCAGAAUAUGUUGGAUAUAUUUUCUUGGGGAAUAGGGGUUUUUAUCAUAUGAUUCAUCAAGGAUUUGCCUUACCCUGACAUUUGUGAUAUAAAGGAAAGUCAGAAAAAUGUAAUUUUCUUGAUCAAAAAAUAUGUUUUUACUUAAAUGCAAAUAAAUGUAGUCUGUUGCUUGCAAAAUAUAUGGUAUAGUGGCUAAAUAGGUUAACACAUGUCUCUUUUGUUAAUCUGAGAUUUACAUGCUGAAUUUGCUUAUGAAUCUGUUGUUUUUUCUUUUGUCUGUGCCAUACAUCUGAAAACUUAAACUAAUGAUGCCUUCAUACUACAAUGUUUGUUAAAGCAAAAUGUUAAUAAAACUUGU
Molecule: messenger RNA, 6441 nt
Organism: Mauremys reevesii (Reeves's turtle)
Lineage: Eukaryota; Metazoa; Chordata; Testudines; Geoemydidae
Gene: MACROD2
Product: mono-ADP ribosylhydrolase 2
Exons: 19
Coding region: 1116-2498 (460 amino acids)
Biological process (GO): purine nucleoside metabolic process; peptidyl-glutamate ADP-deribosylation; DNA damage response
Cellular component (GO): nucleoplasm
Molecular function (GO): ADP-ribosylglutamate-[protein] hydrolase activity
Source: RefSeq, a predicted model, not a curated record